UCCAACUUCCAGGUGGAAAAUUGUGGCCUGGAUAUGACCGGUAUUAAAAUGGCCGAUAUCGCGGAGAGUAUUUUCCCAGGCUUGGAACUCACACUUCGCUUGCCAUGUCCUUCUCUCCACGAAAAACGCGUAGCGCGACCGGUGCACUCCAUAACCGAACCGCAGCAGCUCCAGUAGCGCGUCCAGCCAAGAAAGGACGCGUCGUCUCGUCGUCAAAAGCUAAAUCCAACAUAUCACCGGUACAGCGGCUUCACGACCUUCUUACCGACGCGUUGAAUACCGCAAAGUCACUCGAAAUGACCCCUGACAAUCACGUCGCCCUUCAGAACGUCCGUAAAAUUGCUGUUUCACUUCUGGAUAUUCUUCCAGGGGAAAAAAGAGCAGUUAAAGACCUCAAAUACGAGUUGCACGAUAUUUCUCUGACGUCGUUGUCAAGUGAACUUGCCACGAGCGAAAAAUACGACCCGGAGGAUAGACAUGAUGAACAAGGCCCCCUGAUGGAUAGGAUCAUGAAGGAGGUUGUCGAAUGGCUUCCCGAUAUCUGGCUCACAAUGGCUGAAGAAAACGCAGACAUGGACCUUAUCCGCAGAUGUUUGAUCCUUUGCUCAUCAGCCGCCGACGAUCUCGGCGGCGAAUAUGACUGCACCGACACACUAGUCAUCACAAACUCGGAGAAGAAAACGGUCUAUAAUCAAAGUCACUAUGUUGUCGACUAUAUGGCUUGGAUGUGGAGAGAAUUCCUCGUAUUCUCAGCGGUGCGAGGGGCCCCAGUCUCUGUCUGUGGGGUCAUAAGGGAUGAUGAAGAGUAUGAACAGAUCUUCAGUCUGUUUCGUCAGGAUACCACUGGUACGUUUUUGGCGUCACGGAUGUCUCCCCUUCGUUUGACUGACGACGGUAUAGACCCAAAAAACGAGGAUGGAUAUGCUUUCUGGGACGACCAUUGGUCAGAAGAAAUGAGGACCAUCGCUAACCGUCUUUAUGCUGAACGUCACAAUCACCGAAUCACUGAGUUCAUCAAGAAACCCUCUUUUCACCUGUACACUAAAUUAGUGUCAGAUUAUCCUGACAUCAAGAGUUCACUUCUAUGCUCAGUCAGAGAACGACUCUUCUUAGACAAGCCCUUCAUUCGGUACUUCGACGCGGCGGAAAUCUUGGCAGCAGCCUCCCAAACAGAAGACAUCGUCCGUCUGCCCGAUUACUUGACCGAUAAAAACUUCACCCUUCACGCCCCAACCGUCCUCAUCAUCGUCAAAUAUCUCUCCAACGUGUCCGACAAAAAACUUCGCACUCGUGCUCUCCAAGUUGUGGAAAAAGGGCUCAAGACGUUGAAACGAGACACGUUAGAUGCCGUGAACCAUCUGUUCCCAGGACUGGGUGAUGCACAGCUCUGGCUUUGUUGCCUUCGAGAUGCCGGAGACUUUCCUUUUGACGACGAUACUCUCCACGAUAAAUAUAACGAGCGGGAUGCAAACCUUCGCAGCUUUGCCGAACGUGCAGCCAACGGGGGCCCGCUGACUGACCCCAACUGGGCGCCUCCAGUAAAGAAGCCUGAGAUUCAGAGGGAGUUCGAUGUCGAGGAUGAAGACGAUUAUCUUGAAGAGGUGCCUCAACUGUCGGAACGUGACUUGGAGCAGUCAAUCCAAGACUGGGCUCAGGCUUUGAGCGAAUGGCCUGAUCAGAAGGCAGCGGCGGAGAUGUGGAAUAGGAUCAAGUUUGAUAGCUCUGAGUUGCUACUUUCCGUCGUGGAGGGUGCAGAAGAAGCGUUGAUGGACCGCAUACAGAAGGCCGACUCGGUGCAGAUAGAGAAGUGGCGCCAGGCCAAUCCUCCGCCUCCUCCCCCACCACCGCGGCCAAAAUCGCAACCCCGACCGCAUUUCUGGAGAAUGCCAGCAUCCAGUUACAGAUCCUACUAUGACUAUGACAGGUCUCCCAGUCGCGUGUACAGUUAUGUCAUGGAUGGUCUGCACGCGCUGAUCAAGACGUUCGCUUGUCAAGACCAUCGCAAUUUGUGCAGAUAGAUUCGUAUGCAGUAUUCUGAUUUCUUCCAUUCGUCAGUAUUUUGGUACGCAAAAUAUAGCUAAGUAGUAGAUUUGGCAUGGCUAUAAGUUAUGAAAAGGUUCAGUUUUGUUGUGGUCCCGCGGAGCCUUAGGCACGACAGAGGAAGAAUCCCUUCGCGAAGCUUGAACGACAAACACAGAAUAUGUCCUGACCGAGGAGA
Desarmillaria tabescens is the source of this 2218-nucleotide messenger RNA. RefSeq lists its product as uncharacterized. The transcript has 3 exons. Bases 105 to 2018 code for a protein of 637 amino acids. Lineage: Eukaryota; Fungi; Basidiomycota; Agaricomycetes; Agaricales; Physalacriaceae. The record is from RefSeq and is a predicted model, not a curated record.